This is a messenger RNA of Oncorhynchus keta (chum salmon), 5000 nucleotides long. RefSeq lists its product as uncharacterized. The record is from RefSeq and is a predicted model, not a curated record. The transcript is spliced from 6 exons. The coding region runs from base 3264 to 4385 and encodes 373 amino acids. Lineage: Eukaryota; Metazoa; Chordata; Actinopteri; Salmoniformes; Salmonidae.
AGUAAAUACAUAUAUAUAUAAUCAUAGUGAAGGUGUUUCUCUCUCAGGGAUUCUGGCACCACUGGUGAAAAUACCAUCUGUCUCUACUGUCCUCUCUCAAUUCUGCACAUUCAAACUACAGAAGAGAAGAUAAUCUAUUUGCAUUCAGAAAUGCAUUUGUUUCUUAUUGCUGUUGGUCAGAGUUAGUCACUGCAAGUGCAUACAGGUUUCUCUUGACAAAGUGUAGAGUUAAAGUUGCAAAAGGUUAGUCUUGUGAGAGAAACAAAAUAACAGGGCAUGUACCGACAAGAUAAGAGGGCGGACAGAGAAUGCUACCUGCCAAAAUAUCGACGUUCUGAUUGGCUGAUGACAACGUCACUCAUUUUGAAGUCCUGUUCGCAGCCAGGAAAGCACUUAGCACAAGUUUUGGAACUCAGCCUAGUGAGCCUUCUACCUGGCCAAGGUCUUGUCCGCGGUCCCUAGCCUACAAAAAACAACGCUGGUGACCGGAGAGGUCGUAACUGUUACUGAUCGAUGAUGGCCUCGCAGAAAGGGACGUUUGCUGGCGUUUUACUUUGUCUCGGUGAGUUUACUGAUCUUAUAUAAUUUCAUAAAUGUCUCUGUGCUAUACAACAAGAGCCACACCCAUGUGUUUUUUUUAGACAUGUAUAUGGUAUCGGUGUGGCGUCGCCUCACGUGUUCAGCUCAUCUUGUUUUGUACAAAUUGGUAGAAUAGGAUGCACUUAACGUAUAUCAAAAAGCAGAAACUAAAAUAAUGCAAUACAUUUAGUAUUUACUGCCUGGCGUCCAGAGAGAAGAAACAGAGAGCAACGUCAUUUAAAAGACAUUGAGUCUGUUGCUGCACCUGUGCGUCAAUCUAAGUAACAUAAUAAAACAAUCCCCAUCUAAAUCCAUCCAUUUAAAGUAGAGAUACCAGUUUUUUUGCAAUGAACGACCACUAUGGAAAGGGGGAGACUCUCACGAACACGAUGGUAUUCUCUGUUUUGGACUAUUUAUUUUACCUUUCAUUUAACUAGGCAAGUCCGUUAAGAACAAAUGAUUAUUUACAAUGAUGGCCUACCCUGACCAAACCCUCCCCAAACCUGGACAACGCUGGACCAAUUGUGAGCAGCCCUAUGGGACUCCCCAUCACAGCUGGUUGUGAUACAGCCCGGGAUCGAACCCGGGCCUGUAGUGCGAUGCAGUGCCUUAGACCGCCCGGACUAGUCUUAAGAUAACCCAUACAAACCAAUGGAGGUCGUUUUGCUCCAACAAAUAUAUUCACACAAAAAAUCUACAAUAUAGAAAUAUUGCUUUCCUAUCUCCUAGGUAUAGGAGGAGACACUUCAAAACCUUAUUCCUUUAUGAUUUAUUUUUUGACUGUCUUUUAUGCCAUUUAUGAAUACUAUUCAAUGUGUUUCUAUGGGCUAUAGUAGUAAAGGCCAAAUUCAAUAUUUUAUCAAAUAUAUGUAUUUUUUUUAUUUUAGGGGUCCUAAAAUUAUAAAUCCAAUAGCUAAAUGAUCCAUGGUAUGACCAUAUUAAAACAAUUCCAUAUGUUAGUUUAGUACUCUAACCCUAGUAGCUAACCCUAACCCUAGUAGCUAACCCUAACCCUAGUAGCUAACCCUAACCCUAGUAGCUAACCCUAGUAGCUAACCCUAACCCUAGUAGCUAACCCUAGUAGCUAACCCUAACCCUAGUAGCUAACCCUAGUAGCUAACCCUAACCCUAGUAGCUAACCCUAGUAGCUAACCCUAACCCUAGUAGCUAACCCUAGUAGCUAACCCUAACCCUAGUAGCUAACCCUAGUAGCUAACCCUAACCCUAGUAGCUAACCCUAGUAGCUAACCCUAACCCUAGUAGCUAACCCUAGUAGCUAACCCUAGUAGCUAACCCUAACCCUAGUAGCUAACCCUAACCCUAGUAGCUAACCCUAACCAUUUGUUAAUUCCUUAACAAUUUGGAGUUAAUUCCUGAACUUAACCCUAAACUUAAAUUCAGAGUUAAUGCCUAAACUUAACCUAAAACACUUUAAGGUUAAAAUUCUGUAAUUUUGAUGAGGGCUGAUAGUUAGAGAGUGCUGGAUGACACAGGCAGGAGAGGAGAGGUGCCCAACCCUAAAACACUUUGCAUUCCCACUGAAGGACAACAGCCUCCAUAUGAAUCCAUGUGAAAACUAAUGCUUUUUAUUUUUCCAGUCAUGUAAAUCUCGCUAUAAUAUUUAUAUAAUAGUGUACGUCGGUGUGGUUAGAAUGUCCGCCCUGAGAUUGGGAGUUUGAUAUCUGGCUGUGUCGUCCCAAAGACUGUAAUGGGAGCAUUGAGGUGAUUGGGGGGGGGGAAGGCCCUGCGAUUGGCAAGUGUCCUGUCCAAGGGUUGUACUUGUGGAAACAGUUCUGUCUUGCACAAGCCAAGGUGCUUCUCCCUCCCUUACUGUCAGUGGGUGUAACCUUUAGUUUCUAAAGCCCUGUCAUAACGGAGGACUACAUAAUAAGACUCUAUGACAUUACCCGUGUGGGUUUAUAUUGCUGGAUUUGUCAGAAGCAUUUAGGGAAAACUUCACCCCAGAUUGAAACCACUAUCUUUGACUUCGUCAUCUAUUGUUUUCUCCAAAGUGUUGGCAUUUUACAUAAGAGACAUGAGUUUUUCUACAUUGUAAUGAACAUGGUGCAACCUUGUGUUGGCAGGCUUCGGCCGCAGUCCAGCAGUACAGCCAAGUCGCCCCGUGCUUAUGGUUCUCACAGGGGAAGUGAAGUGAUUGGCUACAAUGACAGAAUGGAUAAACCUGUUUCUUUAAUUAUCUUUUGCUGGUGCAUGUCCAAUGUAGCAAUAAGGUACGAGGAGGUGUGUUAGAUGCCCAACUCCACGUUGUUUCGUGCAUGGACACAGCCCUUAGCCGUGGUAUAUUGGCCAAACAACACAUACCCCCGAGGUGCCUUAUUGCUAUUAUAAACUGGUUACAGUACCGACGUAAUUAGAGAAGUAAAAUGACAUGUUUCAGCAUUCAGGGCCGGAACCAUCCAGUUUAUAAUAUAGGAUAGACGCUUGUGGUUUCUAGCUGCACCAAUCAGAGCAGUGAAGCGUGUCGUCGUGAAGCAACACUUUAGUGGUCAAAACCAUUCAUGCAAUUAUAUAAUUUAUAAAAUGGUCAGUUCCUAUCUCUCACUCUCUCGCUAUAAUAUAUACUAUUUUAAUUCUGAUCAUUUUCUGGAAAAUGAAAAGUGGAGGUGCAAAAACUUUAGUUCCUCCCUGUUUUAAUUUGCUCCUUGACUCAGGUGGCCAGGUGUAUGUUACGGAGGAAAGCUGCUUGGCUCCAUGGCUCAGGUGGCCAGGUGUGUGCUUCGGAGGAAAGCUGCUUGGCUCAGGUGGCUAGGUAUAUGCUACGGAGGAAAGCUGCUUGGCUCAGGUGGCCAGGUGUGUGCUACAGAGGAAAGCUGCUUGGCUCAGGUGGCCAGGUGUGUGCUACGGAGGAAAGCUGCUUGGCUCCAUGGCUCAGGUGGCCAGGUGUAUGUUACGGAGAAAAGCUGCUUGGCUCCAUGGCUCAGGUGGCCAGGUGUGUGCUUCGGAGGAAAGCUGCUUGGCUCAGGUGGCUAGGUGUAUGCUACGGAGGAAAACUGCUUGGCUCAGGUGUCCAGGUGUGUGCUACGGAGGAAAGCUGCUUGGCUCAGGUGGCCAGGUGUGUGCUACGGAGGAAAGCUGCUUGGCUCAGGUGGCCAGGUGUGUGCUACGGAGGAAAGCUGCUUGGCUCAGGUGGCCAGGUGUGUGCUACGGAGGAAAGCUGCUUGGCUCAGGUGGCCAGGUGUGUGCUACGGAGGAAAGCUGCUUGGCUCAGGUGGCCAGGUGUAUGUUACGGAGGAAAGCUGCUUGGCUCAGGUGACCAGGUGUAUGUUACGGAGGAAAGCUGCUUGGCUCAGGUGACCAGGUGUAUGUUACGGAGGAAAGCUGCUUGGCUCAGGUGGCCAGGUGUAUGUUACGGAGGAAAGCUGCUUGGCUCAGGUGACCAGGUGUAUGUUACGGAGGAAAGCUGCUUGGCUCAGGUGACCAGGUGUAUGUUACGGAGGAAAGCUGCUUGGCUCAGGUGGCCAGGUGUAUGUUACGGAGGAAAGCUGCUUGGCUCAGGUGGCCAGGUGUAUGUUACGGAGGAAAGCUGCUUGGCUCAGGUGACCAGGUGUAUGUUACGGAGGAAAGCUGCUUGGCUCAGGUGGCCAGGUGUAUGUUACGGAGGAAAGCUGCUUGGCUCAGGUGGCCAGGUGUAUGUUACGGAGGAAAGCUGCUUGGCUCAGGUGGCCAGGUGUAUGUUACGGAGGAAAGCUGCUUGGCUCAGGUGGCCAGGUGUGUGCUACGGAGGAAGAACUUUGCAGAUGUUUCUGAUUAAUAUACAAUGCCAUGCUGUUGGGUGGUUACAUUGAAAUAAAACACAGCGCUGACAAUAAAUGUAGACUGGAAAGUAUUAGCAUGUUAUGUCCUAUUGGGGAAACACAGCAAUGACAAUAAAUGUAGACUGGAAAGUAUUAGCAUGUUAUGUCCUAUUGGGGAAACACAGCAAUGACAAUAAAUGUAGACUGGAAAGUAUUAGCAUGUUAUGUCCUAUUGGGGAAACACAGCAAUGACAAUAAAUGUAGACUGGAAAGUAUUAGCAUGUUAUGUCCUAUUGGGGAAAUGCAGCGCUGACAAUAAAUGUAGACUGGAAAGUAUUAGCAUGUUAUGUCCUAUUGGGGAAAUGCAGCGCUGACACGGAAAAUAUCCAAUGUCCCCACUUCGGAUUUCCCACUUCAAGCCCAAAUAUAUCAUACUUUGAAUAAAACAAUGACUUCUUGAAUUAUUGUGCAACAUCAUGGGAAUCGUCUUUCAGUUGAAAAGAAUCAUUCUGCUCUUGUGGUCCUUUAAGGUUUCCUCUCCUUCGAGUUGGUGGCAGCUCAUUUGCCAUUAGUUUUAGUGUUACAGAGCACUUCAUUUUAACAGUGUUCACCUCCUACAGCUCAAUACGUCAGUGUCUGUAAAACCUGUCUUCCUGUUUCUCCCUG